Messenger RNA from Rotaria sp. Silwood2, 1119 nucleotides. Lineage: Eukaryota; Metazoa; Rotifera; Eurotatoria; Philodinida; Philodinidae. The record is from the annotation of a GenBank genome assembly.
AUGCAUUUAUAUACAUUACAUGAUCUUCAAAAGAAACUUCAAAAUCAUUCGAAUGCAUAUACAACAUUGGCAUAUCUGCAUUUAGCAUCGAUGCCUGAACGUGUAUAUCAAGGUGUCUGCUAUCGAGUGAUAAAAAUGUCAUUCCUCGACGUUAGCCGAUAUUAUUACGUCAUGAAAAUGCCAAAUAAUGUCAUUGAAACACGUAAUUUUUCAUCGACAUCCAAACGGAAAGCUGUAUCAAUUCUGUAUUCUGCUCAUGGGCAACGGAGUGAUGAUAAUAACUAUGAUAUUUUAUUGAUAUUUGAAGUUUCGAAUCCAAGUAAAACAACGAUUGAUCUGACAGAUAUUUCAGAUCGUUUACCGCCUAUAUCACAAUAUGAAGACGAAGAAGUACUUGUUUUUAUCUUAUACGCUAUUUCAAGUAAAGUAACAACAACAAAUAUGAAUGAUGAUCAUACAAUAGCACUCGAGAUUUUACGUUAUUCAGUCAAUGAACUACAACGAAAACAAAUCGAUAUUCAUCGACAUAUUGGCCAACUAUCAGCUGUUAUGUCUGAUUUUGAAUAUCAUAUGGCACAAGUACGUAAUAUAUGUGAAUCAUCGAAUAAUAAUAAUAAUGAGUUAUGUCAAUCUUUAUUAUCUCAUCUUAAAUCAGUUAUAAUUGAUACACGAUCAGCUUUAGUUACUUCAACAACAAGUACAAAUGAUGCACAACAAGUUCAUGAUCUUGUUCAUCGUCUUUAUGAAGAAAAUCAACGAAUAGCAGAUCACAUCGAUAAUUUACUAAAACAAGAUCAAUUAGAUAUUGAAAUAAAAGAUGAAAAAACACCAGAAGAAGAUCAUAUUCAAAAAGCCAUUGAACAUAUUGAACUUGCUUUAGAACAAAACAUUCGCGAACAAGAAUAUAUUAAUAAAGAACAAGAACAUUUUGAAAAUAAUCAAAAAACUAUUGAAACAUUUAUUCAAACAACUGAACACUUACAUGAAGAAGCUCUAGAAAAAUUACGAGAACAUAUUAAAGUAUUACGUGAACAUAAUCAAUCAUUAAAACAAUAUAAUGAACAGAUUGAUACACUUACAAAACAAUUACCACAAACUUUAUUCUUAUCCGCUCAUUAA